Molecule: messenger RNA, 576 nt
Organism: Ipomoea triloba (trilobed morning glory)
Lineage: Eukaryota; Viridiplantae; Streptophyta; Magnoliopsida; Solanales; Convolvulaceae
Product: kunitz trypsin inhibitor 5-like
Exons: 2
Coding region: 1-576 (191 amino acids)
Molecular function (GO): endopeptidase inhibitor activity
Source: RefSeq, a predicted model, not a curated record
AUGAAUGUGAUGGAGUUAGUUUUGGGUGAAUUAUAUUUUUUGCUGAUAAAAGAAGUAAGAGAAAAUGGUCUGGCUAGGAGAGUGUUGAACUUGUUAGAACAACCGAAACAGGGAGGAGGGCUCGAUCUAGCCUCCACCGGCAACGAGACCUGCCCGAAGAGCGUGGUCCAAGUCGCCCCAAAAGUGGCGGGCAACUCGGUAUCGUUCUUCCCCGCUGUGAACCCAAACGGCGCAGUUCGCAAUGGGACAGAUCUCAACGUCGUGUUCUCUGGCUCAAACACAGGAUGCCCGGAGUCUACUGUCUGGCAAAUCGCACACGAUGCGGAAAACAUUGACGUCGUUCAGUACGUGUUGAGCGGUGGAGAUAAGGGAAACCCGAGUCCUUCCACGGCGAGAAGCUGGUUCAUGAUUCUGAAGACCAAUAAUGGUUACAAGUUUAAGUUUUGUCCGCCGGAGUCGUUGUGUGACUGCAAUUCUAUUUGCAUGGAUAUUGGCAUUAUGGUCGAGAACAGACAAAGGCGUUUGGUACUAGAAUUAGGCCUUACACCUUUGGAGGUCAACUUUAAGAAGGCUUAA